Molecule: messenger RNA, 4002 nt
Organism: Rotaria sp. Silwood1
Lineage: Eukaryota; Metazoa; Rotifera; Eurotatoria; Philodinida; Philodinidae
Source: the annotation of a GenBank genome assembly
AUGGCGGUCGGAACUCAUGCUAUGAAGCAAAAUGGCUCAUCAAAUUCUACUAAUAGAACUGUACUUCGGUUCCCGCGUCGUGUGAAACCCGAUCUAUGCCGUUUAGCGACUUUUCGACAAUGGAAAACCAACACUCAAUGCAACGUUUCUCCAGCCGUACUUGCCAAAGUUGGAUUUUCAUAUACAGGAAAAGGUGAUAAAGUACGGUGUGACGCGUGUGGACUUGAAAUUGAUAACUGGAAACCAGGGAUGGAUCCCAAACAAGAACAUAUGAGGCUACAGCCUGGAUGUCAAUUUGUUCUUGAUCAACAUGAAAUAUUUUCAAAAAAUGAUCAAUUGGGAUCACUCCUGAAGUCAACAAUUACACGUACUGAUGUUGUCAACUCGGAUCUGCGAGGCUAUAUGGAUCAUGGUGGUGGUGCUGGUAAUACAAACAAUAAGGGUACUGAAAAUCCAUUCAUUUUUUCGUUAUCGACUGAAACAAUGGACAGAGCUCGAACGUAUACAUUAUCGAAUUGGCCCUCGAUAACACCAAGUGCUCAAGAAAUGACAUAUGCAGGUUGGUGGUAUACUAAUAUAGCAGACCGAGUAAUUUGUAUUCAUUGUGACACAAUGUUUCACAAUUGGAAUGACACCGAUAGACCGUAUGAGGUUCAUCGUCUCAAAUCUCCUCAGUGUUUUUUUGUUCGUUCAAAUGAACAGAAAGCAACCAAUAAUCAAAGACAAUUACCUGUACCGAUUCCAGCGACGAAUGCUGUACCCAAUGGUCAAACUAUUGUUGGAGCCGUACAUGCUGAGUAUGCAGCAGUUUUUCGUCGACAUCAGACAUUUCACAACUGGCCAGAAGCACAGCAAGCAUCACUACCAUCGAUUGAAACUUUCGUUGAUGCUGGAUUUUUUUACACAGGUGAUAGCACUGUCGUUAGAUGCUUUUAUUGUAAUGGUGCAUUACGAAAUUGGCAAGCUUCGGAUGAUCCGAAGAUUGAGCAUGCUCGUUGGUUUCCACAAUGUGCAUAUAUUCGGCAGUUUAUCGGUGAAAAUCUUUACCAAGCUAUACAACGUAAAAAUCGUGAAUUACGGACACAACAAAAUUUACAAGAGAGUAAUAAUGGUGAAAGUUCACAAUAUACUCCAUGGACGAAUGAUGAAAUUGAUCGAAUGGUUAAAGCUCGUCUUGAUUUACCAGUUGUUGAAAAACUUCGACAAGAAGGUUAUAGUAUGGCAAUCAUUCGCAAAGUUUAUGAAAUGCAACUUCGUUUUAAAAAGGAUGAUUUUAAAAGUGAUGUUGACCUUCGUGUCGCAUGUCUUAUUCUUGACAAACAAGUUAAAUUAAUCAAUGGUAACGAGUCUAAUAUACUUAUUCCACAAAUUUGGAUGAAAAAAUAUAUUGAGGAACAAGCACGAAGUAUGAUACCACGACAGAGUGAUACUGCACAGACACCCCCAGUUGAAAAAGUUGAACCGCCGAAAAUUAUUACAACCGUUACACAACGCCCAAGAUUAAUGCCAAAGACAGAAGAACCAACUCUCUGUCUUCUGUGUCUGAAUACGGAACGUCAAGUUGCAUGUCUACCGUGUGGUCAUUUAACCAGUUGUGUAGCAUGCGGUCACAGUUUGAAGACAUGUCCGAUUUGUCGAGCAGCGCAAAGUGAAUCAACAAAUUGUGACAUACCAACACAUGUAUGCUGUGAAGAACAUCGACGGCAACUAUUAAAAUUUGCUGAUUUAUCACAAUUAUUACCAAAUAUUGAUAUGACAAAUUUAGCAUUCUAUUUUGCUCGACAGUGUCAAAAUAAUAAAAAAGCAGCUCGUACUGCACGACGUUUGACAGCUAUCUCACAACGUUCAUCAACAACUGAAGAAAAAAGUACUUCACCAUUUCAUAUUGUUGAUCGUUUACUUGCAGCACCAACAGGAAUCUAUGGUACUGAAUUAAAUUCUCGCCCAUUUCAUGAAAUAUGUUCAAGAAAAGAAUUAAUUUUAUCUUUUGAACGUUAUAUUAAAGCACUAACACUUGAAGAUUAUAAUGUUAUACCAUAUGCAUUUGAUGUACAAUUAAAAUAUCGUUCAUUAUCAUUUCUUUCUAAACAACAAAUUUAUAAUCGUCUUAUGUCUAUGACACGUAUUAAUCUUAAAGAAACAAAGAUAAAUCGUGUACAUAAAGGUUCAAUGAUUCUUUUACAUUCAAUCGUUGAUCCAUUUAUAACGCCAAGAUCUAUUCAAUCUAUAGUUGAAGAUGCCAAUGGAAAUGUUAUACGUUUGGCAAUAUAUAAUUGGUAUACUAUAUUAGCUGAUCAAUCCAUGGAACAUAUACGAAAUCGAGUAAAACGUGAGAGACAUUUUAUUGUUGGAAACCCAUUUAUUAAAAUGGCUGCCGAUGGUUUAUUAAUGUUACGUGUAGAUAACCCAAGACUUGAAAUGUGGUUUACUGAUUAUGAAAAAGAGAUUGAGCAAAUGGAUGCAGAUAAAUUACGUGAUUUAGGUAACAAAUGUUUUCAUAAUAAUGAUAUUAAUGGUGCUAUUGAAUAUUACUCUCUUGGUUUGGAUAAAAGUCCCAAUGAUAAUCGUAUAUUAAGUAAUCGUGCUGAAUGUUAUUUACAAAGUCAACUACCUCAUCUAGCUCUUGCUGAUUGUGAACGUAUAUUUGCGAUAUGUAAGAAUAAUCCAGCUGAAGACAAAACUGAUAUAACAUUUACAUGGAAAAUACAUUAUCGAAAAUUACGUGCAUUAAUUGGUUUACAAUUAUAUGAUGAAGCUAAAUUAUCCAUACAUUCAUUAGUUGAAUGUGCACAAGAUGUUUCAUCAGGAUAUAAUGAAAUUAUUGAUCGUUUUCGACGUAUACUUGAUUCUGAUAUACCACGUUUAGAAAAUGAAGCAAAUGGAAAUUAUGAUAUGUUUGAUUUGAUGACAGGACGAACAAGACGAUCUGAUGAAUUUUGUGCAGAAUUUGAACGAGAAAAUGUUUAUGAAUUUCGACAAUGUGAAAAACCGGAAAAAGGUUAUGGUAUAUUUGCUUUAUGUCCUUUAAAACCGGGUACGUUAUUAUUAGUCGAACAACCGUUUGCAUUUGUUCAUUCGAAAUCGAAUGAAGAACUUGUCGAUAGUCAAUCACAUUUAGUUACUUUUUCUUUAACACAAAAACGUGAACAUCGAAAUACAGAUGAAGAUGGAACAAGUGCCGGUAAAUAUCUUCGACAAUCAGUUCUCGAACUUUUAAGACAAUUUGAAACACGUAUACUAGUGGAUCAUAAAAAAUUCAUCGAAAAAUUGUCUCAUUUAACACCAUUACGUCAACAACCAUUAAGAAAAAAGUCUGAUGAUGAAGAUUAUUAUCUUCUUCCAUAUAAAGUUUUAAUAGAACUUUUUGAACGAAAUGUUAUUGGUAGUGGUUUAUGGCCAAAAUUAGCUCGAUUUAAUCAUUCAUGUUUACCAAAUUGUUUUUAUAUUAUCAUUAAUCAUUUAUGUUUUCUUAGUGUUCUUAAACCUAUUGAAACUGGUGAAGAAAUGACAAUAUGUUAUUUACCAUCAGUUUAUAGUUCUUAUAUCGAUCGAACACUUCGUUUACGUGAAUAUUAUAUUGAUGAAUGCACAUGUAAAUUAUGCGAUUAUGAUAAAAAUAUUGGUCAAGCUGAAAUGCAACAAAUAAAUCGACAAUUUGAAGAAAGUGAAGAAGAUGAAGAAAAACGUCGUUAUUUAUUUAAAAAUUUAAUAUAUCAAUAUAGUGCAGAUCGUCCCUUAGGUUUUGUUGAACAAAUGAGUCGAUUAAAACGAACUGUUAAAAUGGAUAUAUUUAUUAAACAAGUUAUACAUGGUUAUCUUGCAUAUCCGUACAUAUUAAAUUACAUAUUAUCACAUAUACAUAAAUAUGACAAACUGCAAUGUGUAAUUAAUGAAUUACAAAAAGAAUUUGCUUAUAUCAAUUGGACUGUUGAUAAUAAUGAUAAUCAAAUAAAACGAUUUAGAGAUAUUCUUCAAUUAUUUAUUAAUUUUAUUCAAGAUUAA